Molecule: messenger RNA, 1899 nt
Organism: Olea europaea var. sylvestris
Lineage: Eukaryota; Viridiplantae; Streptophyta; Magnoliopsida; Lamiales; Oleaceae
Product: D-glycerate 3-kinase, chloroplastic-like
Exons: 13
Coding region: 59-1411 (450 amino acids)
Biological process (GO): photorespiration
Cellular component (GO): cytoplasm
Source: RefSeq, a predicted model, not a curated record
CCGUUAUCACAUAACCUGGACUCUCCCGGGAUUCUAGAGAGAGAGAGAGAGAUCGACAAUGGCUGCGUUGAAUAUAUUAUCCCAGCCCCCAAGUCCAUGGCAGCUAACGACAGCCUCCACUCUGCCAUCUAUCUGUAAAUAUAAUAUUAAUAUAAACACAAUUUGUCAAAAAUAUGCUUCGUUAUCUAAUUCUAUGUGUAAAUGUGGAAGAACAACGGCAACUGCUAAAUCGAAACUCUCGACGCUUCAAAUGUUUCCCCAGCGACAGCAUUUAUCAGGCAGUGGAUGUUCAUGGAUGCAAGACAAUUCGCCCUUUUACAAUAAUGUUACCAGUACCAAUAAUGGAAGGACACGAGGCCCCUUACAUUCAGUUUUUCCUACAACACCUGCGCAAGUUUCCUCUGUGCAGGACCUUUUUGAAUUUAUAUGCACAGGUCCCCUUGUAAACAAAACUAAACUUAACCCAGAGAAGGUGUCCGAGUCUAUUGACAAGUGGAUAUUAUAUGGAUCUCAACUUUGUAGACUAUUUCAGCUCAAUGAACUAUUUUUAACCGAGCCUCAGAAAGUUCGAAUCUACCAUUACUACAUUCCAGUCUUCAUGUGGUGUGAACAAGAAAUUUCUCAUCAUUAUUCUAUGUUUCAAGAAGGAGAUGAUAUACCCCCUCUAGUGAUUGGUUUCAGUGCACCACAAGGUUGUGGAAAAACGACGCUCGUCUUUGCACUAGAUUUUCUCUUCCGAAUGACCGGGAGGAAUUCUGCGACAAUAUCCAUCGAUGAUUUUUAUUUAACAGCAGAAGAUCAGGCCAAACUAAGGGAUAGCAAUCCCAGGAAUGCACUUUUGGAGUUUCGUGGUAAUGCUGGAAGUCAUGAUCUUUCUCUGUCUAUUGAGACUCUAACAGCUCUUGGGAAAUUGACUAAAGAAGGUAUGAAACUUAAGCUUCCACGAUACGAUAAGUCUGCAUACAAUGGUAGAGGUGACAGAGCUGAUCCUUCCAUGUGGCCAGAAGUUGAAGGGCCCCUAACGGUUCUGUUGUUUGAGGGUUGGAUGCUUGGUUUUAAACCCCUUCUGACUGAAGCUGUGAAAGCAGUUGAUCCCCAGCUAGAGAAGGUGAAUAAAAAUUUAGAAGCUUAUUAUGAUGCAUGGGACAGGUUUAUCCACUCCUGGAUAGUAAUCAAGAUUCAAGAUCCCAGUUGUGUCUAUCAAUGGCGAUUGCAGGCAGAAAUUGCUAUGAGGGCUGAUGGGAAGCCUGGAAUGUCUGACGAGGAGGUAAUGGAUUUUGUCUCACGAUAUUUGCCAGCAUAUAAGGCCUAUCUCCCGACCCUGUACUCAGAAGGACCCAAUGGUUCGAAUCCCGAGCAUUUGCUUGUCGUCGAAAUUGAUGAAGGCAGGAAUCCCACUCUUGGCAAUUAGAUAGCAAAAACUUAUCCAAUCAACAAAUCUAGAGCCCGAGACUCCCCCCCAUGCAAUGAAAUUAGGCACAGUUACAGAAGCAAAUGUCCAAAUAGCACUCGCAAGUCUUGAAACAACAAAUGCAGAACGAACAAACUGCAUCAAAGUAGUAAAAAAAAAUAUCUUCAAAACGAGAGAAAACGUUAUCGCACAAAUACUUCCUGCAAUUUGCAAAUCUUGUUCAGACCAAGCAUUGAGGCAGCCUUACUUCUCAUGUCGUCAUUUCGUCAGCAUAUGGAGUCUAUUGGUAUGUCGGUCCAUCCAUGAUUUUCUCUUUUUUAAUUUUUCCUGUAUUGAAAUGCAAAUACAAAUGCCUAUGCUAUCUGAUUAUUUUAGCGCUUGAAGUAAUGUGAUUUUGCUUCUAAGCUAGGAUUCUUUGUCUUUGGUAUAUGCUUUCAUACAUUACUCUGUUAGUAUUGAUGUUAUAUUCAUGAAAAUCUCUCUCUGAA